CUGUCUCAAAAUAAAUAAAUAAAUAAAUAAAUAUCCCAUAUACCCCUUAAAUAUAUAUACCUAUUAUGUACCCACAAAAAUUUUAAAAACUUUUAAAUUUAGAAUUGAAAAAUUAUCUAGUGCAUAUAAUAAAAUGCACAGCAUGAUGCUUUUUCACAAAUAGAAUACUCCCAUAUUAUUAACACCCAGGUAAUGAGUCACAACAGCCUUGGAGCCCAGAAACCACUUCUGCCCUCUCCCAAAUCAGUAUCCCCCUCCUGUUAUCACUAUCCUUAUUUCUAACUGGGCUGUUAAUUUUUUAUAAAAACCCCAGAACAUUUUGGAUAUUAAUUUUUUAUAAGCAAUAUUACCUUUACAAUAUAAAAUGUAAAAAAAAAUAGCCUUAAAUUAAGGAUUUAUUUAUGCAACAACAAAAUGAUCUCAUCAAAUUCUGGAAACACAAAAAUAAAGGUUUCCAGUUCCAAGAAGCUCACAGACUAACAGGAGAAACAAAACUAAAUGAUUAAAUAACAUUUCUAGGCUGGGCACGGUGGCUCACGCCUCUAAUUCCAGCACUCUGGGAGGCUGAGACGGGUAGAUCACUUGAGCUCAGGAGGUAGACUCCAGCCUGGCCAACAUGGUGAAACCCCCAUCUCUACCAAAAAAAUACAACAGUUAGCUGGGUAUGGUGCAUCUGUAGCCCCAGCUACUUGGGGAGGCUAAUGUGGGAGAAUCACUUGAACCUGGGGGCGGAAGUUGUGGUAAGCCAAGAUUGUGCCACUGCACCCCAGCCUGGGUGACAGAGACCCUGUCUCUAAAUAAAUACAUAAAUAAAUGAGUUUUGAUAGAAAUAUGAAUCCACUUGCAGUGCUGCCACUGCAAGGGAAGACUAAGGCAAGCUGAGAAAGGUUUCAUGGAAAAGUGAGACUUUAAAGGAUGAAUAGAAGCUGGCAGUCAUCUGUUACCAUCAACAAUGGAAAUAAACAGAAACUAGCUCUUUAAGAAACCGUCUACAGGGAGGCCUGGCUACUGGUUAAUCCUACCUGGUUUGGCUUCUGAAGCCAUCAGUCAAGAUGACAUCACCAUUGAUCAGGUUUCUCAGGGCGGUGUGCAUUUGCCAGGUGUGUAAUGAGGAAAAGGAAGUCUCUGGAAUCCUCCCCUGGCAUCCCAGGAGGCAAAAGCUAUGCACUGCACAGAGGCUGGGAAGGCUUUAAUUAAAUUCAACCACUGUGAGAAAUACAUCUACAGCUUCAGGGUGCCCCAGUGCUGCCCUCUCUGCCAGCAGGACCUGGGCUCGAGGAAGCUGGAGGAAGCACCUGUUAGCAUCGCUAAUCCAUUUACUAAUGGACAUCAGGAAAAAUGUUCAUUCCUCCUCAGACCAACUCAGGGGACGUUUCUUAGGGAGUAUGAUGGAAGGUCUAAUCUUCAUGUUGGAAUAACUAACACAAAUGGGGUUGUGUAUAAUUACAGUGCACAAGGUGUCCAGCGAGAUGGAGCAGGGUGGGAGCAGAGCAUAAGCAUCCCAUUACUGCAGCCCAACAUGUAUGGAAUGAUGGAGCAAUGGGACAAGUACCUGGAAGACUUCUCCACCUCGGGGGCCUGGUUGCCUCACAGGUAUGAAGAAGACCACUACAACUGCUACACUUACACACUCAUGUUCAUUAACUGUGUUCUGAUGGCAGAAGGUAGAGAGCAACUGGACAAGAGUGAAUUUACAGAGAAGUACGUGGUCCCUCGGACAAGGCUGGCAUCCAAAUACAUCACACUCUACCGGGCAAUACAGGAGCAUGGCUUCUAUGUUACUGACCGCCCCCAGCAGGAGGCACAAGCCCCUGAGGGCAGCGGUUUGUGCUGAGACCUACCUAAGUGCAGUCCGGACAAUGGGGGUAGGAAGCUUGCUACCUUUCAUCAGUACUAUGAAUUUCUAAAUGCAUUUAACUGUGGUCAAUAAAAACAUGUAUGGGUUGGGCACUGUGUCUCACACCUGUAAUCCCAGUACUUUGGGAGGCCAAGGCAGGCAGAUCGUCUGAGGUCAGGAGUUCGAGACCAGCCUGGCCAAAAUGGUGAAACCCCAUCUCUACUAAAAAUAUAAAAAUAUAAAAAUUGGCCAGGCGUGCUGGCAGGUGCCUGUAAUCCCAGCUACUUGGGAGGCUGAGGUACAAGAAUCACUUGAACCCAGGAGGCAGAGGUUGUAGUGAGCCAAAAGCGCAGCACUGCACUCCAGCCUGGGAGACAGAGCGAGACUUCAUCUCAAGAAAAAAAAGUGCAUAGUAAGCUCAUGAUGGUGAACAACAGUAAAACAAAACCAAACCAAAAACCCCCUCAGAAUCUAAAUCAGGAAAUGGUUACUCCUUUUAAAUGAGCUCUUCAGGGUUUAUUUGCACAAAAGGGCCUGGCGAUGCCUCGAAUCAGUAAAAUUCCAACCUGUGUCCUUUUCAUUUGGCCUGACCCAACACAUGGAGGUUCAGAGUUGGGUCUGCCACCACAAAGUACUUCCUAUGCCCACUGGAAAGGCAGAGUUCAGAAAGGACACGAAGAGAGGGCUCUCUUCUUUCUCUGAUACCUUCAGGAGGAGUCUGGGGAAACUGGGAUCAGUAACUGGGGAUUUUUAACAAGUAUGUUGGAGUUUGUGUACUGAAAGAAUCAUUGAACUUCAAAAGGCCAACAUGCACAACAUUCCCAAAUUCCUCUUUGGAAACUUCUUCCAGAACUCACUUUUAGACCAAAUGUGAUGUACUACUUUACUUAAUCUUAUUCCCCAGCCUUGGUACCAAUUGAUGUCUAAUUUCCAAAAAUCAAAAACCCAUCUUAAAGGCAACAAUAACUGCCUCAUGUUAAAAUAACUUAGGGGGAAGCCAUUACACCAAGAUGGAUCCAACACCCAGUUCCACAUUAAACUAAAUGAAACUUAAGCUCAGCCAAUCCUAAAUGGCCAACUGACCAUUAGUUACACAAUCAGAUACUUACCACUGGGAUAACCUAAAUAAGGCAACCUCAAACCUCAACCAACUUCUCGUCUAUGCUUCCUCAUAUACCCUCUAAAAGCCUCCCUUCAUACUCUUCCCGGGAAGCCUGAACCACUUCCGUUUUGGUGCGGCUUGAUUCAUGAAUGGCUGUUUGCUCAAAUAAACUCUUUAGAUUUUAAUGUGCUUUAUCCUUUAACAUUAGGAAGGAAGAUAUUCAGAAAACUUGCUACAGAUCCUUAAAGCUUGUUUCCAAAGAGGCAUUCGGUCUAUGUUUCAGCACAGUUAACUUCAGUGGGAAAGAAUGUAUGGCAUAGCAACAUUUGCAUUUAUAAGUUCAGGUACUUUCCUUUAAAGAGAUACAAAACUGCCCAUCCAGAAUUUGAUACCAUUUUAAGCAAAACUGUGACUGCUAUUCUACGGCAUUCAAGAAGUCCACAAAACCCCAGACAGUAAAUAUGAAAGAAUUCCAAUUUACUUCCAUUCUUCCACGUUAUAUUAGGAUUUAGCUUCUCUAGUCUAAUUCUUUACCAAUUAUAACAGCAGCUGCAUUUAAUAAGCAUUCAUAAAGGACUCCACACCAGAAGAAACACUAUUCUUCCUUGCCAAUCCUCAAGACCAUCCUCUGAGGUAGGUCCUAACAUUAUGCCUCUUUUACAGAUGAAAAGAGAAACUGAGGAAAUUAUUUGUCCAAAGUCAUACAGUGGCAAAACUGGGGGUUCAAACCAAGGCUUGACUGCAAAAGCUGUGCCCUUAACCCCUGGGCCACACUGCAGAGGUCAAGAAGACAACCCCCAGCAAACUGGAAGGGACCAACUGUACCUACUAUGUGCAGAAACUAGGUCAAUACUUUGCCAUCAUUAGAGAAGAAAAAGGAGAAAAUAAGGAUUUGUUUUUAUCAACAUUCAAACAUGGAAAGGAGGUAAACAAUAAAAGUCAGCUAAAAUAAAUAGUAUAAGGAAUGCCUAUUUUAUGCUCAUUUCCCUUAGGGGCUGCACCUCUUUUCUUUUUCAUUUAUUAUUUUUCUUGGAGACAGGGUCUUCCUCUGUUGCCUAGGCUGAAGUCCAGAGGCACAACAAUGGCUCACUGCAGCCUCGACCUCCUGGGUUCAGGCAAUUCUCCUACCUUAGCCUUCCUGGUAGCUGGAACUACAGGUGAAUGCUAUCAUACACAGUUAAUUUUUAAAAAAUUAUUUGUGGCUGGGCAUGGUGGCUCACGCCUGUAAUCCCAGCACUUUGGGAGGCCGAGGUGGGUGGAUCAUGAGGUCAAGAGAUCAAGACCAUCCUGGUCAACAUGGUGAAACCCUGUCUCUACUAAAAAUACAAAAAAUUAGCUGGGCAUCGUGGCACGUGCCUGUAAUCCCAGCUACUCAGGAGGCUGAGGCAGGAGAAUUGCCUGAACCUAGGAGGCAGAGGUUGCGGUGAGCCGAGAUCGUGCCAUUGCACUCCAGUCUGGGUAACAAAAGUGAAACUCCGUCUCAAAAAAAAAAAUUAUUUGUAGAGACAGCACCUCACUAUGUUGUCCAGGCUGGUCUCUAGUGAUCCCCCUACUUAAAGUGCUGGGAUUCUCACCCCUUUUCAAGGAAAGCUUUAGAUUUCCUAUUUUAGGGGGUGCUCUCUAAUCUGUGGGUGACAUUGGCAAAAGCUUGCCUCAUACUUCUCUCUCAAUUUUCUGCAGGCUAUUAAUUCCCUCCUUUUUCUUUUUUUUUUUUUGAGUCAGUUUUGCUCUUGUUGCCCAGGCUGGAGUGCAGUGGCAAGAUCUACACUCCACUCCCAGGGGCUAGCCCCAUGCCUUCUAAGGAUGACUGCCCAAUUCUUGCCCCUAGGAUCCUCAGAAGACAGGAUGGAGCUGAUUUAGCUUGCUCUGAGAUGGUGCAGCGCCAGCACACAGGCCUUCAAUAAGUCUGUUGCCUCAUUCUACAUUUUGUGAAUAAUGUCUGUAUUUGUCAUCAGGUGGGUGGGCCGAUCUUCAAAAAGCACAUUUCUGUUCUCAACCCACAUUUAGCUCUGAAUAUAAAGCAAACUGA
Molecule: messenger RNA, 4968 nt
Organism: Callithrix jacchus (white-tufted-ear marmoset)
Lineage: Eukaryota; Metazoa; Chordata; Mammalia; Primates; Cebidae
Gene: MKRN2OS
Product: MKRN2 opposite strand
Source: RefSeq, a predicted model, not a curated record